AUGGUCGCAACUACGAUCACUUUCACCAAGCCCGGCGUACAGGCCCCAGUUUAUGUUGCUGGAGGCUUCACAGACUGGCAACCCACUGAGAUGAACUAUGAGGCAGUGGAAAAGGACGGAGUGGUCGAGAACCAUUUCUCCUACACCGCCGACCUUCAACGCGGUGAAUAUCAGUACAAAUUCCGACUUGGACCUGGCGACUGGUGGGUUCUUGAUGAAUCCACCCCAACUUCGGACGAUGGUGUCGGAAAUAUCAACAACCUCCUCAUUGUGCAACCUGAAGAGACCAGACUUCCCGCAGAUACGCCCGCUGGACGGGAGGCGGAAGUUCCGGUUUCCACCAGCAGUGUUGGAGACACUGAGAGCCCAACUGAGAUAUCGGCCGAGGAGGAAGCACCCAAGGAUACUCCUCCUGAACAUGAACCUCAAGCAGCAGCGACCGCCCCACAGACGGCCGUUGAGAACUUUGAUGGAACCAAAGAAGACACCAUCCCAGAUAUCGCGCCUCCUCCGUACGAAGAGCAUCAUGCUGCCCCUGCGUCUGCAACUUCCCAUGAGACAGCACCUGCAGUGAGCAUUGGCAUUGAGAAAAAGCCAUCAGACUCUGGCGCAGGGACAGGGACAGGGACAGGAACAAAAAGUGUCCAAUCCGAAAUCAAACAGACUGUCCCUUCGUGGUUUACGCAGAGUCCGGUGUUGGUUGCCGCUAUCAUCGCGGUGCCUGUCUUCAUCUCUUACAUCUGGUAUCGAUAG
This is a messenger RNA of Capronia coronata CBS 617.96, 753 nucleotides long. RefSeq lists its product as uncharacterized. The record is from RefSeq and is a predicted model, not a curated record. Gene Ontology annotation, biological process: signal transduction. Gene Ontology annotation, cellular component: nucleus; cytoplasm; nucleotide-activated protein kinase complex. Lineage: Eukaryota; Fungi; Ascomycota; Eurotiomycetes; Chaetothyriales; Herpotrichiellaceae. Gene Ontology annotation, molecular function: protein kinase binding. The transcript is spliced from 3 exons. Bases 1 to 753 code for a protein of 250 amino acids.